Molecule: messenger RNA, 5825 nt
Organism: Siniperca chuatsi (mandarin fish)
Lineage: Eukaryota; Metazoa; Chordata; Actinopteri; Centrarchiformes; Sinipercidae
Gene: gask1a
Product: golgi associated kinase 1A
Exons: 6
Coding region: 368-2365 (665 amino acids)
Cellular component (GO): Golgi apparatus
Source: RefSeq, a predicted model, not a curated record
AUCAGCCUUCCCAAACGCUCUCGUGGAGCUGCGCGUUCCCCCCGGGAGAGGCUGGGCUCGCGACAGCUGUCGACCAGCUUUAAGUUUGCAGCGAAGACAUUACCGAAUGGUGUUGUUACCUGUGUCACUUAGCUAACUUUGUUUGUUUGUUGUUGUUUUUUAAACAGCAAAGUGUGUUUAGUUAACUGUGGAAAGAUUUUUCAAACUAAAGUUGUUGAGUGAGUCGCGCGCGGCUGCAACUUCAGGACCACCGGCUGUCCAGUGUUCUUGUGGAGAGCCGUCUCCCUCCAGUCGACGGGAUGUCUUUGCGAUAAAUGACUUAUUUAAAGAGGCUGCAGUGGAAUGCACUCGACCGGGGAUAUGAACCAUGGCCUGGCGAGUGUGGUCAAAACUCUGCUGUGGUCAAAAAUGGCUACUCCUCCUCUCCCCCGUCUUCCUCCUCUUCCUCACGAUCUCUGUAAUGACGAUGACUCUUCCCCUUCCUUUGCCGCCUACUGACAUUGACCGGCGGUCAUCCCGAGCCCUGAGCUCCGCCGGGGAGUUCAGUUCCAGGCCCAGGGCCGUGGAGCCCUCUUCAGCCACUGCCUUCCAGCUGCCACUCACUCACAUCCACAGUGGGGCCUGGAAAUCCAACACUCGAAAAGAGAUGUCUAAACAUUCAGUGCCACUUAAACUUUUUGGGGUCGCUGCUGGCGAUGACCAAAACAUCAUCAAAAAGAGAAGUCACGCAGACUUGCGCAGAAAUAAACACAAAAGCAAAGGCAUUGCCUCCAAAAGAAAAGAGAUGGCAGGCGCCAUCCAGCAUCCAACCAGUCACCACCAUCCCCAUCUCCCAGAGUUUACAGUCAACAACACAGGGCCAAAGCAUAGAAUUAAGCCAAGCAACCACAGUGCUGUGGUAAAGCACACUGCAGAGACAUACAUUCAUCUUGAAAGGAGCAAAUCCACAGCGGCACAUAUCCCUACUCCAGCAUAUACCCUAAUAAGUGACAGACAAGCUGCAGGCAGACAGACAGGCAGAUGGGAGGAUAGACACGCAAACAGGAAUGCAGACACACCAAUACAUGGCAGCCAUACAAGUGCAAAGCUAACUGAACGUCACCAGGCUUUGGAAAAACACAGACAGCACUCUGGGAAAUCUGACAAAGUCGGUAAGGAGCAGCAGGCUGUGAAAACGCCCUCCAGGGAUGUCAAAAGACACCAUAAUCUCUCAGAGGAUCCCUCUGAAACAAAGAAGAAUCCUGGGUCCAAACCGGAGGCAGCCAUAAAGAAAGAUGACAGCAGCUGGUGUCGGAGCUUUACAGAGCAGGACUUUCCAGACAGUGACCACAGAAGGAUCAGGAUUAGUCCAGAUCUCCGGCCUCUUCCCUGGCUCAGUGAGGAUGACAUCCAGAAGAUGGAGCUCCUUGCUUUGGGUGAGGUGGCCAGUAAGGCCAGGGUGCCUGCACAUGGACAGGUGCUCCAAGUGGCGCUGGAUCCUCCUGCACACCAGCAGCAGCCAUCACCGAAGAGAGAUUCACCUCACCAUGGACCUGGCCACAGUCAUCCAGAAGCCCACAGUGAGCGCUGCCAGCAGGGGCACUGCUCUCUGAUCAAACGCACUGAUGACUGGUUUGAAGUGUUUGCCUUCCACCUGGACAGGGUUCUGGGACUCAACAGAAGUCUCCCUGCGGUGCUGAGGACUUUCCACAGUAAGAUUUUACCAUAUCGAUACAUCAGUGGCACCCCCAGACCUGUAGUGUGGUGGGAUCCAGAUAUUCAGCACCUCUCUGAUAGAGACAAUGACCAGAACUCAGUACCACUCAGCUGGGUCCAGUACCAGAAGCUGCUACAGGUCCACUGUGGGAGUAAAGCAGACCUGAGGUCAGCGCCCUGUGUGGGAGUUUACCACUCAGAGUGGAGGAGACUGGCUCUCUUUGACUUCUUAUUACAGGUAAAUGACCGUCUGGACAGGUACUGCUGUGGUUUCACACCUGAACUAACAGAACUCUGUGUGGAGAACCUGCUGCAUGCCAAGUGUGGCAACACCAAGGACCUGCUGCUGGUUCACAUCCUGGUGAGGAAGGCAGAUCCCUCCAGACUGGUGUUCAUAGACAACGCCGGCAGACCACAGCAGUCCGAUGACAACCUCAACUUCAGGCUGGUUGAGGGCAUUGAUGAGUUUCCAGAGAGAGCAGUGUCGGUGCUCCAGUCAGGCUGUCUGGAGAGUCUUCUUCUACACUCGCUUUACACAGACAGGGAAUUCUGGGACAGCCAAGGCGGGGCCAGCAGUCUCAGGCCUCUCAUCCACACUGUGGAGCACAGAGGGAAGAUUCUCCUCCAGCACAUCAGGGACAAGAAACUACAGCUCAAGAGGGACCUGUGACUGAGCUGACCGGACCAAACAGAAGUAGAAUUUAGGAUCUUUAGACUCUUUCAGGUUGAUAAUCUGAUUGUCAAGAUGAUAUUUCUUUAGUGUAAUCAAAGAGAUGUCAUUCUCCAGCAACCCCCCCCCCCCAAAAAAACGAAAUGAAACAGCUAAUGGGAGCAAACUUGGAUGUAAAAAAACACCCUUUUAUUAGGGGUUACAAUAAAUACAACAUCCACAAUGACAACCUCAGAGUACGUGGACCACUCUAUUACAGAGUUUUAAAGCUCAACAGUGGUGAUAUUAUAUCUUAAAGUUAGACUGAAAUCACAGAAGUCGUCCCUCUUGCAGUCAAAAAUCAGGUCAGUAGUGAAAGAAAGAUCCGAAAUGCUCUUUUAGCCUCCACGCCUCUGAGUGGGUGGGCCAGUUUGCAAGUUUGAUCGAUAGCAAAGCUGGCAGGGGCACCAAGACACACUGCGAAACUUUGCUGUUAGCUAUAGCUUACAAGCCAAGCACACACAGUGUUCUGUUAGUAGUGGUGUUAGUUUUAAGUUAUGAUUUUGAAUAUUUGCAAAGAAUUCUUAGGCAGAGAACCAGCGGCGUUCUGACUGGUUAAUGCACAGACGGAGGACGCUGGCAUGAAACCAAUAAACACAAAAUUCUUCCUUUUGGGUAUAGAUCUUUUUCCAAAAGGGAGCACAGGACUUUAAGAACAACUUUCCACUAAGGUGCUCCUUAUAAUAUAAGUCAUUUACUAAUGAUUAUAUAAAUCAGUCUUAAGCCAUUAAUAAGGACAACUUUUGGGUUGUGAAAGAUCAUUACGAGUCAAGUCAUUAAUAAAUGUUAACGAGUUUCUCACUUUUUAAUAAGCAAUGAAGUUUGUAGUUAUAUGUGCUAAGUCAUUAAAAAGGGAAAUAAACCAUCAGUCUACAGUUAAAAUACGAUAGAACACUCCUGGACAAAUGAGGGACUACACCGUCCUACAGUUAAAAUGUUAAUAAUGUCAUUGUCUUAUACGCCAUCAAUAAACAUUAGUCAUCUGCAGUUGUUAUAAUAGUUAUUAAGUAAUUAAUAAAUAGUUGUCAUAAUAAUCAAUGAAGUCUGCAGUUGUUAAUGUUAAUAAAUUGUUGAUAAACUGAUUUUGGUCCAGAUGCUCUGCAGCGCUUUUCAAAAAGCUCAGAGGCCAAAUGGUCCAUUGGAGGAGUCUGAGAGCUGCUGCACCAGCCACAACCGGGCAAACCAGAAGUAGUUCUAAUUAAUGGCUUAUUACUGAUCUAUAAAGCAUUAGUAAAUGAUUAAUUAACAAUUCAUAAAUCUAAUAAUCACAACUUGUAAACCCUUUACAAAUGGUGCCUAAUUAGAAAGUGGUACUGACAUGUCAUGUACAAAACAAAUCUGCAUUGUGCAGCAGAAAAAAACAUUACUACAGACUACAGUUACGACAUUGAAACAUUACCAUCUUACCAUCAAGGUGUCUUUAAAAGUGUAACUGAUUUAGCCGAACAGUUACCAUUCAUGCUGCACACACAGGACAAGAUGAUUCUGCUCUGGAAACAGAAUCAAACAUAAACCUCAAAGUAAUGCAGCAAACAGCAAACUGGUGCAGGCCCUCAUGUUCAGAGUGUCUAACUCAUGCUAAUUGUUUGAUCAUCUGCACCAGAUGAAAUGCCCCUGUAGCUCAGUCUGUUGAUAAGGGAUGCUUGUCACUCCAAACACAUUCAUGUUUUACUUUCAGUCAUCCAACAUCUCACCAAAUGUCCCCUCACAGAAGGGAAAUGUGAGACAAAUGAUUCCCCCGCUCCAGCCAAAUGCUGAUUUUUCCAAGCAAUUUAGUGGAAAGAAGCAUGGUCUGUCUUUUCUCUGUUUUAAUAUUUUACAGAGAGCCAACAGCAGAUCGAGUGAUUGAUUUGGAUGUCUGUUUUUAUGAGAUAAGCUUUUCUGCUUUUAAUCGAGGGAUUAAAAAUAGCUGUCAGCAAAUAGCAUCUGGACCGGCUCAUGGAAGCCUUUUGAUAAAAAUGGACUCCAUAUAUAUAUAUAUAUAUAUAUAUAUAUAUUCAAAGUGGCUGUCCUUGCACAUUGUUAAAUGCACAGCAGUGUAUAGAAGCAAAAGAUGAAAGAAAAGGGAUGAAAAUUGGAUGAAAAUCAAGUGUCAUUAGGGAAGGAAUAGAGCUGAGGCUUUUCUCUCUGAACGACACAUUUCUAAAGCUGAACUGUCACAAAAUAUUCUUUUGGAAUUUGAGUCUUGUGAAAAAGCACACAUGAUAUCACUUGAAGCUGUUUUACGCCUUACCCACUCUGAGUUACAAUUCCAGCCGUGUUGGCAGCUCAUGGAUUAAUAACAUUUUCUAUGAUUCCCUCUUUUCAUCACUGAAUAAAUGGCUCUAAUGAGGACUGGUUCAAAUGUGUGAUCCUCUCCAAUUGAUCUCUCUUACAUUAAAUGUUUUGCUUUUUUUCAUGUGUCAAACCACCAGAAGUGUGCUGGCCACCACUGGUUUUAGAUUGCAUUCAUUUCUCUGCUUCUAUUUGAAUACAUUUUUGGUCCAGCUCAUUAAGCCCCUUCUGGAUUAUAUUGGACCUAAUGCAUUCAUACAUACACUAUAAAGCCUGCAUGCUGCUCUGCUAAAGGAGAGUGGUUCAAAAUAGCAGGAUUGUGUGUUGAAAGCUAGAAAAGAAAGCUGCUAAAAUGAGAGAAUGUUUGCAAUGUGGAUGAGUGAACUCAAUAACAGAAUCAUAAUUUAAAUAUAAAGAAAGAUGAAUUGGUCGACAUUAAUUAUUAUGCUAGACCUCAGGAAAUCCAUUUACAUAGAGAAUAUAGAAGUGUAAAAGCAUAGAGAGAUGCCAAGCCUGCAAUUCAAACCUGCUGAAGCUCUGACAUUAAGACGCAGUGCAGUAGCCAGGGUUUUAUACCGAGGUUUUUUACAUACCAAGGUCAUGAGUCUGAAGGGCCACACAGAAAGCCCGUCUCACAGAACAGAUACACUUCCAUUUUAUCAAAUGUCUCAACCCACGUUGACUGAGACACAUGCUUAGUGAAGCGUAUUCUCCACAGACAGCCAUUCAUCACACAAAUCUCCUGCUGUUUAUGUUGUGAAUGUAUUAACUGUAUCGGUGUAUUACCUCCACUUCAAGCCACUAUCACCUGUCUACCAUUUCUGCAUUAACGAAUGGAGCGAAUAUAUAGUGUGUAGGAGACAGAACAUGGGUGCACUGUGCGUUUGCUGCAUGUGUGUGGGUUGGUCUGGUGCUGAGGGGGCGGAGCUCACGGGAGCAGGUGCACGUGCACGUAUGUCUGUAAAGGUGAGCACUUACCUGAGGCCAGGUUGUUGAGAGUCAGGGACGGGUAGCCGUAAUUUUUGUUGACUGCCUGAUUUUCCUGUUUUUGUCCAUCUACGUUACCUGUUUUAUGCAUCUGGUUUUCAUGUCCAUCCUCUGUCUGCUGUGCUUUGAUGGCUCAUGUGCAAUAAACCUACAAAACGCA